GUCAUGCUUCGCAACCCAGCGGAGCCCUUUCAUCUCUUCCUUUCCUACAGCUGGUGUCUGCUUUGCACAGCCUCACCAGGCACGUCGUGUACCACGGCUUGACAAGGGCAGAAGAUAUCCUCGCUCUCUUCCCAGAAAACUUCCACCAAAAUCUGAAAAACCUUUUGACUAAGAUAAUCUUGGAGAAUAUCUCUGCUUGGAGGAAUGAAGCACAAGCAAGUCAGAUCUCCCUGCCUCGUCUGGUUGACAUGGACUGGAGGGUAGACAUCAAGACGUCUUCAGACAGCAUCAGCAGAAUGGCAGUCCCAACUUGCCUGCUUCAGUUAAAGAUUCAGGAAGAUGUUGCCGUAUGUGGAAAUAGUCCUGUUGUUUCUGCACUGACUGUGGAACUGAGCAAGGAAACCCUGGACACUAUGUUAGAAGGUCUAGGAAGGAUCCGGGACCAACUUUCUGCCGUUGCAAACAAAUGAAUGCUCCAGGGCAUGGAUUCCAGCAGUGAGGAAGGGUAGUAUUCUCUGCCUACAGCUCUCAGAAGUUACAGCCUCAUGUUAACACAUUUUCUAUUUUAACAAAACAAAAUUAAAAAGAUUUCUUUAUUGAGUUAAUCCAAUUGCUUUUGAAAAGGUAACACUUGAAACGUUCCUUUGGUCUGAUGCCAAAAGGUGUUUUCCUAGUAUGUUGUUGGAUGAAAGCUGGUUUCUCUUUCAGAAAAGGAUUCGAGUGCUCAGUGUGGCUUAAUCACAAGGACCAUAACUGGAAAUGGCAAAUAGCUGCAGUGAGUGAAGCAAGUGGCAUC
Molecule: messenger RNA, 796 nt
Organism: Leptosomus discolor (cuckoo roller)
Lineage: Eukaryota; Metazoa; Chordata; Aves; Leptosomiformes; Leptosomidae
Source: RefSeq, a predicted model, not a curated record